This is a messenger RNA of Carica papaya (papaya), 1956 nucleotides long. Its product is annotated as putative magnesium transporter NIPA4. Lineage: Eukaryota; Viridiplantae; Streptophyta; Magnoliopsida; Brassicales; Caricaceae. Gene Ontology annotation, molecular function: magnesium ion transmembrane transporter activity. Gene Ontology annotation, cellular component: membrane. The record is from RefSeq and is a predicted model, not a curated record. Gene Ontology annotation, biological process: magnesium ion transport.
AUACACUUCUGGAGCGAGAGAUCAGAAACCCCCAAAAAAUAAAUUAAAACCUUUUUUAAUGAGAAAGUAAACCCUCUCUCACAGUUUCUCUGUCGCUUUUUCUCUCAUUCGCGAUCUACCCAAAGACAACGCAAAUCCCUAUAUCCUCUCUUUCUUCCUCUCUCUCCAUCUCUCUCUCUCUCUCUCUCUCUCUCUCCCUCUCUGUGCUUGUGACUGUGUUAGAUCUUCACACCACCGAGCUCCCAAAUUGCAAUUCCAUUUUGAAAACCUACUCAUACUUCUUCUUCGCCUUCUCUGUUCGAAUACAUUGAUGUUGCAUAUCGGACUUCGUUAUUGCUGGUGAAGAAUAAUUAGGGAAGAGUAAAUCGUUGAUAAGAGGCUUCUGAGUUUUAAUUUCUUUGGUGUUUCACCUGCUUUUGGAUGAUGAUGUGGAAUGGCGGAAGCUGAAGGUUUUGUGGCCCUAAAGAUUUGGGGGGAAGAAGUGAAAGGAUCAGUGGUAUUGAGGCAAGAAUGGCGGCUACGGAUGGGAGCUGGGCGGACUCGUACAGGGGUAUGUCCUCGGAUAACAUUAAGGGAUUGGUGUUGGCUCUCUCUUCCAGCUUCUUCAUCGGUGCCAGUUUCAUUGUGAAAAAGAAGGGACUUAAGAAAGCUGGUGCUUCUGGUGUCAGGGCAGGUGUUGGAGGUUAUUCUUACCUUCUUGAGCCUCUUUGGUGGGUAGGCAUGAUAACAAUGAUUGUUGGGGAAAUAGCUAAUUUCGCCGCUUAUGCAUUUGCACCAGCUAUUUUGGUCACCCCCCUUGGUGCAGUCAGUAUUAUUAUCAGCGCUGUACUAGCUCAUGUUAUCUUACGGGAGAAGUUGCACAUUUUUGGAAUUCUUGGUUGUAUUUUAUGUGUUGUCGGUUCAACGACAAUCGUUUUGCAUGCUCUUCAAGAACGUGAAAUUCAUUCCGUCUUUGAAGUGUGGAAUCUUGCAACAGAGCCAGCUUUUCUUUUCUAUGCGGCUGUGGUCGUAGCAGCAGCUUUUAUACUCAUAAUCCAUUUUAUACCACAGUAUGGACAUACACACGUCAUGGUCUAUAUUGGGGUUUGUUCAUUAAUAGGUUCAUUAUCGGUUAUGAGUGUUAAGGCACUUGGAAUAGCUUUGAAGUUAACAUUCUCUGGAAUGAAUCAGUUACUAUAUCCUCAAACGUGGGUCUUCACUACAAUUGUGCUUACGUGUGUGAUAACUCAAAUGAACUAUCUAAACAAGGCUCUUGAUACAUUCAACACGGCUGUUGUAUCUCCUAUAUAUUAUGUGAUGUUUACAUCACUUACGAUUUUGGCUAGUGUCAUCAUGUUUAAGGACUGGGAUGGACAAAAUGCAACUCAAAUUGUCACCGAGAUGUGUGGGUUUGUAACAAUUCUUGCAGGGACAUUUCUUCUUCACAAAACAAAAGAUAUGGUUGAAGGUUCGUCCCCAGGUUUACCAAUCCGCCUUCCUAAGCAUUCAGAAGAUGAUGAAUUUAUUUCUGAUGGUAUUCCUCUUCGACGUCAAGAAUCAUUGCGAUCACCGUAAGUGUAUUCUUUGAUUUAUUGGUCUGCUCUACUGCUCGUGUUGGGGGAGGGAGGAUUUGCGGCCAUUCGCCAUCUGUAUAUUAUUAGACAUCUUGGGUUAGACCCAUUUUUAUCCUUCAGGAAGACAAUGAACAAGAACAUCACAGGACUCUCUCCUUUAUUCAUAUGCGAGGAUCACCUUCAGUUUCUGCAAUGUAUACUUUGUUCCAACUUCUCCCUCAUUUUCUCCCCAGGAAGAAUCUACUUCAGAAAAUUGUAACAUGAGCAUAUUGUUAUAUAUGAUUAAACUUUGCUUCACUUUUAUAAAUAGGAAUAUGAGCCUACACUUCUGAACAUGGCUUUGAAAUUGAGAAAGAGGGUUGACAAUGGACCUGCUUCGUUUAGGCAGAGGUAUUCUUAUCCA